This is a messenger RNA of Vespa crabro (European hornet), 2951 nucleotides long. RefSeq names its product probable medium-chain specific acyl-CoA dehydrogenase, mitochondrial (gene Mcad). The record is from RefSeq and is a predicted model, not a curated record. Gene Ontology annotation, biological process: fatty acid beta-oxidation; medium-chain fatty acid catabolic process. Gene Ontology annotation, molecular function: flavin adenine dinucleotide binding; medium-chain fatty acyl-CoA dehydrogenase activity. Gene Ontology annotation, cellular component: mitochondrion. The coding region runs from base 465 to 1736 and encodes 423 amino acids. Lineage: Eukaryota; Metazoa; Arthropoda; Insecta; Hymenoptera; Vespidae. The transcript has 10 exons.
GUUUGUGUAUAGUGAAUAUUAAAGAAGCCAACACAAAGGCAUUAUUCAAAUUAUAUACAUAUGCUGACGUGGAAUUAACUUGACAAGAAUCCAAUCUCUCUUAUUUCUUUAUUUACGUAUUAAAAAAUUUGUACAUAGGAAUUUUAGGUUGUAUUCUUAAUAUUACGAUAUUACUAGAUAUUACUAUAUUAUUUCGUUCAUACGAAAAUACUUAUUACUCUCUUAUUGAUAAAUCUUUUGUUAAUAUGCGUGGUUUUGAUAUACAUGGUUUUUUAUCGCAAAUACAUUUUAUGUUCUAUAUUUAACUGUAUAAUAAGACUGUUUGUCACUAGAAAAUUGUCUCUGUACUUUGACCUUUAAACGUGUUUUAGCUGACGUAUUUACAUAUCUUUUAAUGAUAUAAUUUUCUAUUCUACUUAAAUAAUCAGUUAAGAAUUAAUAUAAGAAAGCAUAGAUAAAUCAAAAUGUUCUUUAGAACGAUCUUCAACAAUGCUAGUUUAUAUUCAAGAAUAUAUAGAAGAUUUUCCAUUAAAGCUAACCCUCAGAUAUCGGAAAACAUUAAUGGGUAUAACUUUGCACUAAAUGACAUGCAAAGAGAAACGCAAGAAAUGUUGCGUAAAUUUGUUAGAGAGGAGAUCAUUCCUGUUGCUCCUAAAUAUGAUAAAACUGGAGAAUAUCCAUGGGACAUUAUUAAAAAGGUUUGGAACUUGGGAUUUAUGACCAAUUAUAUUCCACAACAUUGUGGUGGUAUGGAACAAAAGAUUUUUGAUGGAUGUUUAGCAACGGAGGAAUUUGCUUAUGGUUGCUCAGGGAUAGCAACUGCAAUAGAAACUAGCAGUCUUGGACAAACGCCAGUGAUUGAAACAGGAAAUGAACAACAACAGAAAAAGUAUCUUGGAAGACUCGUAGAAGAACCUCUUAUAGCUGCUUAUUGCGUUACUGAACCUGGUGCUGGAUCCGAUGUAGCAGGUUUAAAAACUAGAGCUGUGAAAAAAGGAAAGGAAUGGAUUCUUAAUGGUACAAAAAUGUGGAUCACAAAUGGUGGUGUUGCAAAUUGGUAUUUUGUAUUGGCCAGAACAGAUUCUGAUCCAAAAGCUCCAGCCAGUAAAGCUUUUACAGGAUUCAUCGUUGAGCGUGAUUUUGAAGGCGUAACUCCAGGCCGUAAAGAAAUAAAUAUGGGACAACGAGCUUCCGAUACUAGGAUGAUUACGUUCGAAGAUGUUCGCGUACCCGAGGAAAAUGUAUUGUUAGGAGAAGGAGCUGGUUUUAAAGUUGCCAUGAAAACCUUCGAUAGAACUCGAACACCGGUAGCAUCUAUGGCUGUUGGAUUAGCACAGAGAGCUAUGGAUGAAGCUACCAAGUAUGCGAUGGAGCGAAAAACCUUCAACAAACCAAUAGCGGAACAUCAAGCUGUAGCAUUUAUGAUCGCUGAUAUGGUUAUUGGAGUUGAAACGGCUCGUCUCGCUUGGAUGAAAGCAGCUUGGGCAUUAGACGUUUGUUAUCCAAAUGCUAGCAUUUAUUCCAGUAUUGCCAAGUGUUAUGCCGCUGAUGUAGCUAACAAAUGCGCUACCGAUGCCGUCCAAAUCUUUGGUGGUGCAGGAUUUAACACAGAAUAUCCUGUGGAAAAAUUAAUGAGAGAUGCGAAGAUCUUCCAAAUUUAUGAAGGUACAUCGCAGAUUCAAAGAUUAAUCAUAUCUAAAAAUCACUUUGUUGAAGCUGCGAAGAAGUCACAAUAAAAAGAUAUAUUUAUAUGUUAUCGAUAAGAUUCGAAAAACAAUAUAUAUAUAUAUAUAUAUAUUCUUUAUAUCUUUCUACAAGCUUUUAUUAUGUAAUGUUAUAUGUUACAUACAACAGGUAUAUAUUUCUUAUUACUAACAUAGUGAGAGAAUAAAACUUUUAUAAACCUUAUUGUAUUAUAUACUUAUGGAAUGAAUUAUUUUUGUAAGAAAAAAUAUUUAUAUGAAAAAUAAAUAUUUUUGAAGGUCAAUCAUUAGACUGGCGAGAUGUUUGAGAAGUUUUAAAUUUGGCGGGUAGAGGUUGUAGAUGGCGCGACUAACGUGGCACGAAAGCGUUAGUCAAGUGCAAUGUUCAAUGAAAACGGAUUACAUCGCAUUACGUCCGUCAAGCCAUAGUUUUUACGCGGUUAUAUUUGGUGAAGUCGUGCGCGACGAGUUAUGCAACGUUCGGUGUAAAAACGCUCGUCGAUAGGGCACUUGGAUAUCGUGACACCUGACCUACUUAGACAAAGCGGCUGUUUCUGUUGGAGAGCCGUAACUCGAAGAGCUUGGAUACGCAAAGGACACGUUCAUCGGCUUACCGAUUCGAAGAUUGGAAAUUCUUAGGCACCAGAAGACAUCGUGGAAAUCUUUCGCAAAUUGCGUCUUUUCAUAUCACGUCCGAAGGCUCAGUGCCGUCGUUAGGGAUCACCGGCGCCCGGAUAAGUUUACACUCGGUCUAAUUAAUUUCUCUUUUCCCCUUUGGCUCCCAACAGAGAUACAGUCUAUCUAAGGAAUUAAUAAUCGUAGAAGGAAGAAAAUUUGUCGAAUUAAUUCUCGUAUCGGUACUUAAUUUUGGAAUAAUCAAAAAGAACGGAUUAUCCUCUCGUACAGAGUCGCACAACCUCGUCGGUUUACGGUUUCUCCGUCUCUUUGUACUCUAUAUGCCGAUGGUUUUCCCUUUCGUUACGCACUACCGUAGCCAUGCGUUACGGAACCGCGUGCAAGUUGGCUAAUUUAUUUCCAAUGUUAAUCUUUUGAGUAAAAUCAAAAGAAAUAUUUUUUCACGGUAUCACAAAACGAAUCAUCUCUGUUAUCUUCGAACGAUAUUAAACACGACGUAGAUCACGUAGGGUCGGUAAUCGAAUAGAAAGGGAAAGUAUAAGUCGCUCGAGAUCGUCUUCGAGUUGUUGGCAGAGGGGGAGAGAGAGAGAGAGAGAGAGAGAGAGAGAGAGA